Effrenium voratum is the source of this 183-nucleotide messenger RNA. The record is from the annotation of a GenBank genome assembly. Lineage: Eukaryota; Dinophyceae; Suessiales; Symbiodiniaceae.
AUGGCCAGGCGAGAUCCAGCCACUGGCAUGCCGGUCUGCAGCACCUGCGAGCGCAUUGGGCACCCGCUCUGCGGGCUCAAGUAUUGGAUCACCUUGCGAGCGGCCUGGCUCAGGCUGCCGGAGCAGGUGGUGGCGGAGGAGCCCCGAAGCUUCGAGGACCCCCGGUUUUCGCUGGUGGCUUAG